AUAGUUUCAAGAUGGCGGCGCGCUGUGUGCUGGGCUCCAUCUGGACCUCUAUAUCAGGUGUUAGAUGUAUGGCUAACAGUAGCAAUAUCAGUCCCUUCCAGAGGAUAACCAUUAGCCCCCAACUGUUGUUUUUUGGAAGUGUUCAAAACAGAGGAAUUCGGCAUGUCGUGGAGAAGAAAGAAGGCAAAACAACAGUUAUUGAGGGGUUAACAGAGGAUGUUCCAGUCGGACCACAGCCACCCAACCCCACAGCCCAGUGCCCCAUCUACAGAUGGAACCUGCAGAACAAAUACAACUACACAGACGUCCUUUUGCUCAGUCAGUUCAUCAGAUCCGACGGGGGAAUGUUGCCACGUAGAGUCACUGGUCUCUGUGCCCAAGAGCACCGCAAGAUCACCAUUUGUGUUCAGAUGGCGCACAGAGCAGGUCUUCUCCCCAAACACAAACCACCUUUACCGGAAGGACACAUCCCAAAGAAGCCCAAGCCACAGCUCAACAGAUACUUGACUCGCUGGUCAAUUGACUCCGUGAAGCCUAUCUAUAGGACUGGAUUGAAGUGGUGUAAAAAACGCAUCUCUGUUGGCCACCCUGCUCUCAAAGACAACGUACAAUACGGCAAGAAAAUUCUGUACCUGAAACACUGAAGACAUGGGGGCAUGUGGACUCGCAGCAGCAGAUGUAAGUGCUGGUGGGCUAGAGAUGGGGUGUCACAAUGCUGUUAAACAGUCAUGGAACUCCUGCCUCAUUUGGGACUUGUCCAACACCAGCAGCACAUGUAUUUGUCUGGCCUGUUUAUUGUCCGCAAGUAGCUUAUACCCAUUGAAACAAGUCAUUCAGAGCAGUACCCACUUUGUCAUUAGGCUUUUGAAGAUGGCCUGAAAAUGACUUCUUAUUCUUACAGUAAGUGUGGAGUUUAUUUGGGAAUGAGGACGUGGUGAACUUGAAAACAGCCGGAUGUGAAAAUACAUUGUAUGUAUCUACUUAAUGUCCCUCUACCAUCUGUUGUCUGUUUGCAUGGGUGUGGAAGUAAGCAUUUACUGGGCCUAUUAGCAACAGUAACUAAGAGCUUAGAAGAAAAUAAACUAUGAAUGAUUGUUUGUUUACUUUUUUUUUUUUUUACCUCAAAUAAGGGGAAAUAAAUCUCAUGCACAAAC
Molecule: messenger RNA, 1154 nt
Organism: Esox lucius (northern pike)
Lineage: Eukaryota; Metazoa; Chordata; Actinopteri; Esociformes; Esocidae
Gene: mrps18a
Product: mitochondrial ribosomal protein S18A
Biological process (GO): mitochondrial translation
Cellular component (GO): ribosome; mitochondrial small ribosomal subunit
Molecular function (GO): structural constituent of ribosome; small ribosomal subunit rRNA binding
Source: RefSeq, marked provisional